AUGUUUUGGGUGGUGUUUGGUGCAAUUUUCCGUUCUAUUUUUUGUCAGAAAAAGUCAAGUGAAUCAUAUAUUUUCUUUAUAAAUAAGUAAAUAUUUAAGAAACAAUGGCUGCUACCCUUAAAUUAUAUUUAACUGCCGUACGUCACUCGCUAACAGCGGCAAUGUGCUUGCAAGACUUCCCUUCCCAAGUAGUAGAGCGUCACAACAAACCAGAAGUAGAGGUCUGCUCCAGCAAAGAACUGAUUUUAACCCCAAUAGUGAUAUCUCGUAAUGAACGUGAGCGGGUCCUCAUUGAACCGUCAAUCAAUUCGGUACGUGUUAGUAUCGCCGUUAAGCAAGCGGAUGAAAUUGAGAAAAUAUUAUGCCAUAAAUUCACCCGGUUUAUGAUGCGUCGAGCAGAAUCUUUUAUCAUUCUAAGGCGAAAACCCAUUGAUAGUUAUGAUAUAAGCUUUUUGAUAACAAAUUUCCAUACAGAACAGAUGUAUAAACACAAAUUGGUGGAUUUUGUUAUUAGUUUCAUGGAAGAGAUCGAUAAAGAAAUUAGCGAAAUGAAAUUGGCAGUGAAUGCUCGCGCACGUACUUGUGCAGAAGAAUUCUUAAAAAGAUUUUAAAAAAUUCCAUUGAAUGUAUUUCCAAAAUAAUUAUAAGCAAAGAAAUAAUUUUUGUAUU
Glossina fuscipes is the source of this 669-nucleotide messenger RNA. RefSeq names its product actin-related protein 2/3 complex subunit 4 (gene Arpc4). NCBI's taxonomy places the organism in Eukaryota, Metazoa, Arthropoda, Insecta, Diptera, Glossinidae. Bases 105 to 611 code for a protein of 168 amino acids. The transcript has a single exon. Gene Ontology annotation, molecular function: actin filament binding. Gene Ontology annotation, biological process: Arp2/3 complex-mediated actin nucleation; actin filament polymerization. Gene Ontology annotation, cellular component: Arp2/3 protein complex; actin cytoskeleton. The record is from RefSeq and is a predicted model, not a curated record.